Molecule: messenger RNA, 1039 nt
Organism: Corticium candelabrum
Lineage: Eukaryota; Metazoa; Porifera; Homoscleromorpha; Homosclerophorida; Plakinidae
Product: transmembrane protein 192-like
Exons: 6
Coding region: 31-840 (269 amino acids)
Cellular component (GO): late endosome; lysosomal membrane
Source: RefSeq, a predicted model, not a curated record
UUAAACACUUUGACAGUUCCCGAUUCCGUCAUGGUCAGCCUCAACGAUAGAUCGCAUAGAGGCGCUUUCUUUUUGGGUGACCAAGAUGUGUCACGUGAUGCGACGCCUGUGUCCGUUGCCGAUCAGCGUUUGGUGCUUUCCGACGGGAGGUCGCAAUUUUUCAAUAGGCUGAACACUGAGUGGUUGGCUGUCAGUGAAGCUGUGAUAUUAGUUGUGUAUGAGAUCUCACUGUUUGUGUGUGGACAUCUGGGAGUGCCUACGUGGCCUUCGUCCAGUGCCAAUGUCAAGUCUCAGGAGACUUCUCUUCCUUUUCAAUUUUUCGUUAUGCUGCAUGGAUUCGUAUGGUUCGGCUUGUUUAUUGGCAGUCGCAUCAAGCAGUUUCUUCACCAGAAAUCACGGCAAUGUGGCUAUCUCAGUUUCUACAGAAACACACGAAGCCUCAGACGAAUACCACUCUACACCAUUUCGUGUGGAAGUGCACUUCUUCUCAUUGCUAUGUCAGUUGUUGGGACACCAACUAGAGCACAUCCGUCAUUCAUUAGUAUUAAGUAUAUUUAUUUGCUGGGAAUUUUUACGUUAAUUGAGAAUGUUAUCGUUCUGCCAGCAUUGGUGUUGUAUAUUGUGAGAGUCGGGUCGUUCAAUAAGAAACGGCUGCCUGCCGAUGUCGAAGAGGACUUGUUGGAGACAAGGACGGCUGACUUGAGUGAUUUGGGAUUCACCAACGGCGAAUACACAGACGAAAUCCUAGAAAAGCAAGCUGACAUGAUUCGCUACUUACAACAACACAACGCAGACUUGGGUCGACGGAUUCUCCAGCUGACAUCAAACACAGGCCACUGACGUGUACCGUGCACCCACCACAACAGAUCUGUCAUGCAAGCAACUCAGUCUGAGUCACACACUGUGUAGAUACAGUAACACUAAUGUAUAUUUUGUAUUAGUUGUGAUAAUAUAUUAUGGAUAUUUGGUGUUUGCAUUUACAUUAUGACAUUGUUGCUUUACAUGAUGGGCAUUGCUAUAUUCUAUUACACUGGAUGGG